CCAGCAUAGAAUAAUUCGACCAGCAGAGGCUCAUCUUCGCCGGUAAACAAUUGGAGGACGGUCGUACCCUCGCCGACUACAACAUCCAGAAAGAGUCAACGCUCCACCUCGUGUUGAGACUCCGUGGAGGCAUGCAGAUCUUUGUCAAAACCCUAACGGGAAAGAUGAUCACCUUGGAGGUAGAGAGCUCCGAUACCAUCGAUAAUGUCAAGGCCAAGAUCCAAGACAAGGAAGGGAUCCCUCCGGACCAGCAGAGGCUCAUCUUCGCCGGAAAACAGUUAGAGGACGGUCGCACCCUCGCCGAUUAUAAUAUUCAGAAGGAAUCGACUCUGCAUUUGGUGUUGAGGCUCCGUGGAGGUAUGCAGAUAUUCGUGAAGACUCUGACUGGGAAGACGAUUACUCUGGAGGUGGAGAGUUCUGAUACGAUCGAUAAUGUGAAGGCGAAGAUUCAGGAUAAGGAGGGAAUCCCUCCGGAUCAGCAGAGGUUGAUCUUUGCUGGUAAGCAAUUGGAGGAUGGGCGGACUCUAGCUGAUUAUAACAUUCAGAAGGAGUCCAUUCUUCACCUUGUUCUUCGACUUCGCGGUGGCCAGUAAAAGACUUUCUCUGAAAGAAGAAGGUUUAAUGUGUUUGAAUUGUGGCUUUCUUAAUAAGUGUUGUUGUUGAAAGUUAUUUUAAGAACUCUGUGUUGUGGUUUCAUCAAUGUAUUUAUAAUAUCUAAUUUAAAUAAUAGUACCUUUGUUUGUUCAAA
This is a messenger RNA of Quercus robur (English oak), 748 nucleotides long. Its product is annotated as polyubiquitin-like. The record is from RefSeq and is a predicted model, not a curated record. The transcript has a single exon. Lineage: Eukaryota; Viridiplantae; Streptophyta; Magnoliopsida; Fagales; Fagaceae. The coding region runs from base 132 to 593 and encodes 153 amino acids. Gene Ontology annotation, biological process: protein ubiquitination; modification-dependent protein catabolic process. Gene Ontology annotation, cellular component: nucleus; cytoplasm. Gene Ontology annotation, molecular function: ubiquitin protein ligase binding; protein tag activity.